Cinara cedri is the source of this 369-nucleotide messenger RNA. NCBI's taxonomy places the organism in Eukaryota, Metazoa, Arthropoda, Insecta, Hemiptera, Aphididae. The record is from the annotation of a GenBank genome assembly.
AUGCACACGAUCCGCAGCUUCCGGAACGGCCCGGCCCUGUCUUCGAAACCGCUCGCGUCCGUCACCGGCCGUCCGACUCUUGCGCGGCGCGGCAAGGGUACAAAAAAAAAACCAAAAAACCGACAGUUUACAGAACGUCAUCUGUUUCUUUUACCGUUGUCUAUUUUCCCUGUCGGUGACGAAUCGAUCGUUUCUCGGCCGGCAAAUGUCCGAUCGGCCUCGCCUUCACUCACGUUGUUCAACCCAACGUCGUUUCUUUUUCCGUUAUUCGGCACCGCUUCGUUCGUCUCAAUGUGUUCUACCCUGCUCCCUCCGUCGUUCCCCUCCGCGACGCGGCUCCGUGGAUCCACGUCUUACAAAACCGCAUAA